Parnassius mnemosyne (clouded apollo) is the source of this 1056-nucleotide messenger RNA. The record is from the annotation of a GenBank genome assembly. Lineage: Eukaryota; Metazoa; Arthropoda; Insecta; Lepidoptera; Papilionidae.
AUGGCCCCAUCAGAAGGCCCCGUUAAAGAGCUUGAUGAAAAAUGUGUGGAAAUGAUUGUAAAAUACGUGUCCGAGAUAAGAAGUGGAAAGUUAGAUGGGUCCAUUAAAAUUGCUACAGCAACUGUAUCACUACUGGAGCAGAUCAUUAGUGAUUCUCAAAAUCCUACUGCAUAUGAACUGUGCAGCACUGUGAGAGCGGUGGGGCGUCAAAUCGUUUGCGCUUUACCCCAGGAGCUGGUGGCCGCCAACAUAGUGCGUCGAGUUCUGCGUGCGAUCCGAGACGAGCAAAGGGCACAUGCUAACCAGAGCAGUGAAGGUGCCGGGGAGUCCCUUCAACGGCUGGUACUCGCAGCUCCUCAUCGUCGGGCUACCAUUGGUGCAGCCAAGGAUCUGAGAGAACCCAUCCGGGACUUUAUCUCUGAGCUGAGCGCGGAGCUGGACUCCAGUACUUCGGCGAUAUGCUCGCAGGCCUGCGAGCACGUGCACGCAGACGAGCUGAUCCUGACGUAUGGAGCCAGCAGCCUCGCGGAGAAGUUCCUCAGAGCCGCUGCCAGCAGGCGGUACCGGUUGAUUCUCGCCGAGAGUUGUGAUGUUAAAGAGAGCCAUGCAAUGGCGGCCCGCCUUAGUACUGCUGGGAUCAACGUGACCGUGGUCAGCAGUGCCGCAGUCGGAGUACUCAUGUCUAGGGUCAAUAAGGUGGUGGUAGGCGUGGUGGCGGCGCUGGCGGGCGGCGCGGUGCUGUCGCGCGCCGGCCUGCACGCCGUCACCGUCGCCGCGCACCACUACAGCGUGCCCGUGAUAGCGCUGGCGCCGUUGUACAAGCUGUCUCCGCUGCACGCGUGCGAGCAGCAUCACUUCAACGCACUCGCCGCACCGCACACCGCCAUGCCUUACCGGAGCAAAGAAAGUGCCGUGGCCCACGUCGUGGCCCCUCGAUACGAUUUCGUACCUCCGAACCACAUCACCCUCUUCAUCACCAAUCUUGGAGGGAGCUCACCGUCCUACAUCUACCGGCUGCUCUCGGAACUGUACGAUCCCAACGACUACCAGAUAUAG